UCUGUGGUCCUGCAGGACGACGGAAACAGACCAGUGUUUACAGUCUGAGCCGAAGCCACCCCGCGAAAAGAUGUUUUUAGGUCAAUCGUGAUAGAUUUAUUGUAUUAAGGAAGUGUUUGGAUAACGGACGUCACGAUCGGGGCUUCACAGCUGCACUCAACGGUUGGAGUUUAGGCUCUGGAUCGGAGACAUGGAUGCUGUUGCGGGGAUCAUAGACAUGUAAGGUUUGUGUAUUUAUGUCAGCGAGUCUCUGCGGACGACAGUCGAGACUCAGACACGGACCGAGUUUAUGGGUCUGAUAUCGCAUUUCUGGAUAUUUCUCGAGUUCGAAGCAUGUUUUAAUGCAGACGAGCACACGUCUGUCCCCGAACAUCCCACAUCCCAGUGCUGAUCGGCUGAGUUGUUGUGCAUCGCUUCGGCAGCGAUGUCUUUCACGAUGGAGGAUCACUUGGAGUCAGGCUGGGUGUCCGUCCGCCCUAACGCGUUCGAGGAGAAGGAGAAGCACAAGUUCGUCUUUAUUGUGGCCUGGAACGAGGUGGAGGGUAAAUUUGCCAUCACUUGUCAUAACAGGACAGUGCAGAGGAGGAGCCUUGGCGCUAGGGAUGCUCCAUUAGGGACCAGCAGUCAGGGAGGGGACAAAACAAAAUGGCCUGAAAGUCCCGUAAGGGAUCAGCUGUUGAGGAGUCCCAGCAGGGGGUCCGGCUCCAGCUCCAGACAGAGCCCUGUCCGGAUUAAAACUGUGGUCAGGCCUUCGCCCCCUCCGGUUGGUCCUCCUAAAGAGCUGCUGACUCCACCAGAUGAGGAGCUGCAUCCCAUCUUGGACACGUGGACCCUGGAAGAUCUGGACCUGAGUAAAGAAGACUGCAGCUGGGCAGGACUUUUCUCAUUCCAGGACCUCCGGGCGGUGCACCAGCAGCUGUGCUCCGUCAACUCCGAUUUGGAGCCCUGCCUGCCACAGUUUCCGGAGGAACCUGGCGGAAUGUGGACCGUUCUGUUUGGGUCUGCGGAAGUGUCUGAGGCGGAAAUGGACGCCCUGUGCAGCAGCCUGCAGGUCUACAUGGGACAUGCUCUGGACACCUGUGGGUGGAAGAUUCUGUCACAGGUUCUGUUCACGGAAAACGACGAUCCGGAUGAGUACUACGAGAGUCUGAGUGAGCUCAAGCAGUCUGGGUAUGAAGAGGUGCUGCACCGUGAAACCACACUCCUGCAGGAGUUGCUGGAGAAGCACAAGAGCAUGGACAGCAUGGUGGAGCUGCUGGACUUGUACGAGAAGGAGGACCAGGCGUACCACUGCUUGCUGGAAGCCUCCACGCAGCUUUAUCAGUACCUGCUGCAGCCGUUCAGAGACAUGAGGGAGCUGGCGAUGCUGCGCCGGCAACAGAUCAAGAUCUCCAUGGCAAAUGACUUCUUGGGCCCCAGGCGUAUAGAUUCUCUGAAGAAGGAGGACUCUGACUGGCAGAAGAAAGCUGAGGAGGCUGUUCUCAACAUCCAGGAAUUCACUGUGAAAUACUUUGAGAUCACUGCCAGAGCUCAGAAAGGAUUAUAUGAACGCAUGAAAGUGGACCAGCGCAAGUUUGGCAAGUCGUCAUGGACGGCAGCGGUGGAGCGCAUGGAGCGAUUACGUUACUCUGUUGCCAAGGAAACCCUGCAACUCCAGAGAGCCAGAGAAAUCUGUUUAGAGCAGAGGAAACACGCACUUCGUGAGGAGAUGCAGAGCUUGUGCAGCGGUGAGGAUGCCAUAGUGCUGUUGGACCACAUGGAGUCCCAGUACUAUGAGCUCCAGCUGCAGCUGUACGACAUCCAGCGUGAGAUCCUGCAGUGUGAAGAGCUGCUUCUCACAGCUCAGCUGGACAGCGUUCGCCGGCAGAUGACAGAACGUCAGGAUGAGGUGGUGUACUAUGACACCUUUCAAAGUGCCGAUGAUAUAACAGAGGUUGAUAUUGCAGAAAAGGAAGAGCUUCGAAGACUUCAGCUCAGUGCUCGGCAGCUGGAGGCCAGGCGAGGACGCAUCACUGCCAAGCGCUCCUACCUGCAGGACAAGAGAGAAAUCUGUGUGUCAAACCACAUGCAAAAGCAGCAGAAAAGUCAUGGAUUCCUCAAAGACUCCCUGCUCCUGCAGCUGAAAUACGAGGAAGAGGAGGACGAGGAGAGGAAGAACCGCCGAGUCAGUCAGGAGAGACAGAGGACUCUGGACAGACUUCGGUCCUUCAAGCAGCGGUACCCAGGUCAGGUGAUACUGAAGUCCACUCGACUCCGUAGCGCUCACCCCAGAAGGAGAGACUCUGGCAGAGGGGUCGGGGCUGGGAGUGAGAAGGAGGAGGGGACCGGUCAGCCUCGGUGUUUCAGCACUAGCGUCCAAACGGACCCCAGCCCCACUCUCACCACCCAACCUGUCACGGGCCUGGCAGCAUCACUUCCCCCUCUUCCUGUUCCAAGUCCUGCGGACUCCACCUGUUCCCCCUGCUCUCUCUCCUCACUGCUGUCGUCCCCAAUUUCGCCUCCACCCCCGCCUCCUCCACCACCGCCCCUCCCAGUCACCGAGCAGUGGUCGCCAUCGGCAACUCCGGGCUGCAGUGGACACGAAGACCUUUCUCUUUCGCCGAUCGGCCCUUUCAUCCCUCGCUUCUUCGACAGCAGCCAACUGCUGAGUGCCCGGAAGAAACUGAGAAAGACCCCAGAGUUUGAGAGCCACAGCAGGCGAGUUAGUUCACCGAUGGACGAGGUGCUAGCGUCUCUGAAGAGAGGCAGCUUCCACCUGAAAAAGGUUGACCAGAGGUCGCUGCCCCCUCCCCAAGGGGAGGACCCUAACAACAUUUUAGCCCAGAUCCGCCGCGGAGUCAAGCUAAGGCGGGUCCCUCGAAAAGAACGAAAAGACCAAGACGAGCUCCCAGCGUCCACCGACCCGCUGACCCGGAGCAUCCACGAGGCCCUGCGACGCAUCAAAGAAGCGUCUCCGGAGUCAGACUCUGAGGACGACGCGCUGUCCGGGCCAGACUGGGAGAGCUAGACCCAUUGAGGAGAAGUGUUAUAGAGCAGUGAACUGCACUCACGGGACUAAUGCACUUAGAGAGCUGUAUUAUACACGAGCACACACUGAGAGCUCAAUCACGUUGAGUCUGACUCAAUACCGGUUCACAGAAAGGUCAGUCUGUCCUUUAGUUGUCUCUCCACGCAGCACUGUCCUGCUACACCAGUUCAUCACGACUCAUCAUUGCCUUUCCUGCAUUCAUGUUUAUUUAUUGAUCAGAUUACAGUUUGACCUUGACUCAGCGAAUUAAGACAUAAGCUGCUCUACCACAUGCUUGAGGGUCGAAGUUUAUUGACCCAUCACAUGUCUACUUUGGGGGCCACAUUCCAACGCUGUCCUCUCACUUUUUUGGUUGGAGGUGUAACCGUCUGAAGCAGCCACUGUGAAAGACAGUCGAUCUGAGAACGUGAGCGUUCAUACAGCCAUGAGAUUAGAACGGCGCCCGGCUCUUCAGGGGUACAGAACUGUUCACAGGUCACCCUGGACUAGCAUGGCGUGGGGCAGAGAGCUCAUUCCAGCCACUUGCACCAACUAUCUUUUAAUCAUCACCCCAGGCCACAGUUGAGAGUGGGAACAUAGACUGGUGGAUCCCUCUGUCCCUCACUAGGGAACAAGAGCCCAACAUACUUGACCUCCUCCACCUAGUGAGCUUUAUCCACCAGAGACAGAACACCUCCUUAUAUGUCCUUCACCUCCACCUCUCCGUCAUGUUAUGGCACUUAUACGGUCUCCUGCCUCCCGAGCAAAUAUGGUCGGUCUGAACAGGAGUCAGUGAGAGACCCUUUUCACACCUAUCAGUUUUGAAUCUCAAACAAAUCUGCUAACUUUUCCUUUUAAGUGUCUCUGAAUGUAGUAGUUUUGUUCUGCAUCAUUUUAGCUCGACUACUCCAGUGGAUUUGUGCCUCUCUCCAGCAUAUGGGCUGCUGAAGUGGAGUAGAUUGUGGGUGAAACAGUUUAGUGAUGAGAGCUGGAGGCCCGGGCCCUCAGGGAGGCUGAGGUCGUGGCAGUAGUGAGAGUGGGCGGUCCGUGGAGGUCCUGUUGGAAUGGUCACGCUCGGUGGAAUGAUGGAUGGCAGGUAGGCGUCUGGAUUCUCUCCGCUCUGCUGGGAGUCACCGUGGGCCAGCAGCACACUCUCUUUCUCUUGUCUUUGUUUCCUCUUUUCACAUCACUUUCUCAUGCUGUGGGCAGAAGCACCUUGGUAGGAGGUUGCUGAGUCAUAUUACUGGUGCUCACGCAGUCACGCUCCAAACCUGCUGCAACCAUAUGGGACGCACCAGCCGCGGAGUCCAUGGAAAGUGGUUACAUCAUCACAAAAGUAAAGGGGGAGUUCAUGAGAUGACCUUUAUCCUGACUUAAAAUGAAGCUUUAGAUGUCCUUGCAUCAACUCCUUGUGGUCAAAUCGGUAUCUUCCAUUAGCGUCUUCAUCACCCCUCUCCCCCCGGUCUGGCACAUGCCUCGUAAACACUCGCUUGACUGACAAAUGCACCGUAACAACACAAUGAUACAAUGAAAUCUUAACCUGAGGACUACUUGUCAGACAUUGCAGUCUUAUGCGGACACAUUACACAAUUGUUGUUUGGAACUGCAUUGUUGUCCCUGCAAUUCAAUAAAAAUCGGUUUUA
Molecule: messenger RNA, 4650 nt
Organism: Synchiropus splendidus (mandarinfish)
Lineage: Eukaryota; Metazoa; Chordata; Actinopteri; Syngnathiformes; Callionymidae
Product: junction-mediating and -regulatory protein-like
Exons: 10
Coding region: 425-3007 (860 amino acids)
Biological process (GO): positive regulation of apoptotic process; 'de novo' actin filament nucleation; Arp2/3 complex-mediated actin nucleation
Cellular component (GO): nucleus; cytoplasm
Molecular function (GO): transcription coactivator activity; heme binding; actin binding
Source: RefSeq, a predicted model, not a curated record